AUGUUAAAUAAGGCAUUAUUGGUUGAGAGUGGCCUCACUAGAGCCCAAGAAGAGAAAGAAGAGAAUUAUAAGAAGAGACAUAGUUCUUCCAACUUCCAAACUAACAACAGUUCAAAGGGCAAUGCUAAGAGACAAAACACUUCUUCGGUUGGGAGUUGGGGAAGUCGAACUGUGAGUUGUACUGUUGACAAGCAGAACGAUCGGGUACAGUGCACUAGAUGUAAUGGAUUCCAUCGGGAUAGUGAGUGUCAUUGGAAUACUGGGGCUUGUUUCUUUUGCGGGCAACAGGGGCACAAAAUAGCUGAUUGCCCUAGCUGGAAGGCGUGUGAGACUGAACAGAAAGCAUGGACAAAUAAAGGAACUUCAACAGACAGAGUGUCUUUAGGAAAUCAAAAGAAAAAUGGAGGUCAUAAGCCAAAGACUCAGGGUCGAGUGUACGCACUCACACAACAAGAUGUUCAGACUUCCAACACGGUGGUGUCAGGUACUAUUUUAGUGUCUUCUGUUUAUGCACAUGUGUUAUUUGAUUCUAGAGCUACAAAUUCAUUUGUGUCUGUGGGAUUUGUUAAGAAACAUGGAUGGAAAUGUGACUCUAGAGAGAUUGACUUAUGUGUUGAAGCCCCAAUAGGAGGUGUUAUGGUUGCUGACUUAAUUUGCAAAUCUCGUGUGGUUAGUACAGAUGGCAGGAGAUUGCUUGCAGACUUGACUGUUUUAGAUAUGUGGGACUUUGACAUAAUUCUUGGAAUGGAUUGGUUGGCAACCAAUUGUAGUGGAGUUAACACUCCUCCUUUGGUAAUCUCAGCUUUGCAAGCUAUACGAUUGUUGAGGAAUGGUUGCGAGGGUUAUUUAGCUUCUGUGAGAGAUAUUCGUGAGAUUGAAUUGAAGUUAGAGGAUAUUUUAGUUGUAAAGGAAUUUCCCAAUGGUUUUCCUGAAGACUUACCGGGGUUGCCGCCAGAUAGAGAGAUUGAGUUUGCCAUCGAAUUGAUACCCGACACAGGAAAAGCCAAUGCAGUGGUUGAUGCCUUGAGUGGAAAGACCCCGAGUAAUUUGGCUACCUUGAUCAGUGACCAAAAGAAUAUCUUGGAGGACUUGCGAAGGUUGAAUAUCGAGAUUAGAUGGCAUAACCAUGGAGUGUAG
Messenger RNA from Camellia sinensis, 1137 nucleotides. The record is from RefSeq and is a predicted model, not a curated record. Lineage: Eukaryota; Viridiplantae; Streptophyta; Magnoliopsida; Ericales; Theaceae.